AAUAUCGUUCGUUUUCAAGCUGUCUCCAGUCUGCCUUCCUAAGUGGUCACAUCAGGCGUUCCAGCUGGGUGAAAGGAGGACGGGAAGAGAGAGACAUAACAGUGGGGCUAUAAGGAUCGACCCUUCACACCGAAGUAUUCAUGUCUUGCACUUACCUUAUCUUCCCUAAUCGUCGUGGUCCCCGCCAUGGCCCCGAAUGCGCCACGAACCCACUCGACUACGUACACGGAUGUCUUCGAUUUGGCAGUCGCUACCAAGUGUUUUGUUGACAAUUGGGGGAUCCUUACAGGGAUGAAUCAAGCUUGGAUACUGGCUCAUGACGAGUCUCGAAACGGAUCAGCAGGUGACGAUGAUGAAGAUCCGAGACAGUCCAAGUCGGUAGGCGAGAUCACGGACACUCUGCUAUCCAUCCCGGAAGAAUCAAAGAAAGAGCUCUCACCAAUCCUGAGGGACAGCGCUGCCAGAUUCGCGUACAGUGGUGCUCCUACGGCUGACCAAUUGAAUCUGCUACUCUGUUCAUUCAAUGACUUCCAAGAUGGACCGACGAAUAGUCGGGAGCUUACGGGGCAAGAGAGGACACUGUUCACAAAGAUGAGAGCGUGUCUAUCCGUACAUGCAAAGCUCUUGGAAGGGAAGCCAAAGCUGCCUUCAUUCCUUCAGACUUACAAUAAGUCGAUAACGAAUGAGAGUGAACACUUCAAGUGUCGUUGUUCUGCCUUCUCCGACUCAACAAACGCCACACUCGAGACCAUGAGAAUGGCUGACGGUAACCUUGAUGAGGUAUCUUCCACCGGAGAUUUGGCUGCAAGCGGAAACGUUUAGACAUCUUAUACACUGAUUCGGGCAGAAUGCUCGGCGAGAUGGCUCCAAAUGUGGAG
Molecule: messenger RNA, 878 nt
Organism: Kockovaella imperatae
Lineage: Eukaryota; Fungi; Basidiomycota; Tremellomycetes; Tremellales; Cuniculitremaceae
Exons: 1
Coding region: 187-822 (211 amino acids)
Source: RefSeq, a predicted model, not a curated record